Molecule: messenger RNA, 1077 nt
Organism: Exophiala bonariae
Lineage: Eukaryota; Fungi; Ascomycota; Eurotiomycetes; Chaetothyriales; Herpotrichiellaceae
Exons: 1
Coding region: 1-1077 (358 amino acids)
Biological process (GO): chromatin remodeling
Cellular component (GO): Swr1 complex
Molecular function (GO): nucleosome binding
Source: RefSeq, a predicted model, not a curated record
AUGCCUUUGAUAGAGGAGCUUCCUACCAACGCGACCGUACGGCCUUCGCACGGCUGGACUUAUGUUGCCGACAGUGGAACUGGGACACCUCUCCCCACUGCCCCUCUCAAAUCGCGAAAGCGUGGCCGCGACGCCGGUGCCGCUAUAACUACACAAGCGGCCCAGAGGCUAUCUGCAAAACAAGAGAAAGCAAUACAACAGCGCCUGAACGACCUGGCAAAGGAGAACCACAGAGACGUACACAUUCCUAUACUGAAACGAGAAGGCGGCCGAGUAGGCAAGGAGCGCAAGACCACCCAGAAUGUCCGCAGGAUCCUGGCUUACAGCAGGACCUUCCAACAUUACUUGGCGGACGAGGAGGCGGGUGCGAAUGUCUACGGCAGUGCUGGGGUUGUUACUGCGACGUCUACUUCGGCCACUCACUCUGGACAGGCAUCUGGUGGACGAACAGAUUCGAAGAAGAAAGGGACAGUCAACGAAUCAUCAAAAACCGCACAAAAGAAAUCUCAACCUCCGGCCCCUAAACGGGCGGGGUCGCUCAAGCAAACAGCACCUGGGCAGGUACCAUCCACUCUCGUGAAGAAAGAGAAAUCAGAGACGGGGGAAGAUGUUCGCACGAGCCAAGCACCAGCGUCCUCCUCGUCUCCUACAUUAGUAUCCAAGUCACCCACGAGCUCGAUGCACAAAUCACCACAACAAAAACAGUCUCAACAACAAUCCUCGCCAUCUACAACUACUCUCGCGCCCAAUUCGCAGCCGCCCUACGACCCUGCGCUGGACCACGACCCCCUCCUCAAAACCCUAGACCUGCCCAGAAUGCCUUCGGAACGUCUCAUGGCCACUCUCCUCGCAGAGCCCCCGCUCAGCUAUACAGCCGCGCGCGCAAAACCGCUCGAUGAUACCUCGAGCACCAGAGGCGGCAGCAACAUUCUUCUUGCAAAACCACCCCGAUACUUCUGUGCUAUUUGUGGCUAUUGGGGAAAAGUCAAGUGUAAGAGAGGGUGUGGUGAGAGGGUUUGUGGUAUCAUGGAGUGUUGGAAGGCACAUGCAGGGGUUUGCACCAUAAGUGCCUACUGA